AUGUGGGGACCCAUACUACCAUUUAUUGUGGUAAAAUGGAUCCAAUUGACCAUCAUGUGGUUGUGUCCCGUACGGUUCGACACUUCAUCUGACCUUGUGUUAGCCAAAUAUGUGCUGGAUCAAGCAGAAUUUGUGAGUGGAUGGCCAUCUCCGGUGCGACCACUUGUCAAUUGUUUCGUCAAUUCUGUGCUAAAAAAACUUGUUGCUUGGGAUAUAGUGUACUUCUCGGACCUAUUUGUCCACGACAUCGAGUUUGAACACUUGUUUGUGUUCUGUCCUCUUUGGUGGAGAUGGGUCAAGUAUAUGCCACCAGCUUCAAAUAAUUUCUACACAAAGCUAUUUGCUUCUGUUAUUUAUGCCAAUGGUUUCCACUUGGUUUCUUGUAUUUCCAUGUACUACUUGGCUGAAACAACAUUUGGCAAAAUUAGUAUGUUUCGUCUGCGUGCAAAAUCCAUAGCAUUGGCAUCUUCAUUGGCGUAUGUCAUUUCACCAGCAGGCAUAUUUUUGACGGCACCUUACUCAGAAAGCUUUUGUAACGUGCUAGUGAUCACCGGGUUGUGGUUUAGAGAGGCUGGUCUCGGUAAAAACCCGGUUUUGUCAUCAUUCAACAAUUUAACUUCAGUUAUCUUAUACCUUGUUUCCGGCCUGCUUAUUGCAAUUUCCUUUGGAGUUCGAGCCAAUAGUGUGCUCUUUGGCUUGUUCUACCUCUAUGAUCUACAAAACGCUUGGAAAAACAGUCUCUUCACCGAUUGUACAUUGACAAUUGCUGCUGGUGGACAGCUCGCUGUGGCUAUAGUGGUGUCCACUUGGUACCCAUAUUCCGUUUUCUGUCCCAAUCGUGGAGAAUGGUGCAACUCCUGGUUUCCCCUGCUCUUCUCCUAUGCCCAGUCAAGGUACUGGGGAACAGGCUUCCUUGCGUAUUGGACCCCAAACAAUAUACCGAAUUUUGCAUUCGCAGCACCUACAAUAAUCAUUGCAUUUUGGGCUUCGAGAUACUUUUUGCUCGACUAUCCCUCAAACCGGCUCCUUCCGCACAUAGCCACUACACUAGCACUUUGUAUGGGAGCAAUUCUAUUCUGGCAUGUUCAAAUCAUUACCCGAAUCGGAUCGGUGUUACCACUCCCAUACAUGUACAUUGGGUGUUUGGCAACGUCACCAUCCCAAAUUCAAAACUCAUGGGCCAAAUACAUUGCUGUGUUUUCCUUGCUGUGGAUAUUUCUCCAAACCGGCCUUUUCGCUGGGUUUCUUCCUCCAGCUUAG
Molecule: messenger RNA, 1260 nt
Organism: Meyerozyma guilliermondii ATCC 6260
Lineage: Eukaryota; Fungi; Ascomycota; Pichiomycetes; Serinales; Debaryomycetaceae
Product: GPI-anchor transamidase
Exons: 1
Coding region: 1-1260 (419 amino acids)
Biological process (GO): GPI anchor biosynthetic process
Cellular component (GO): endoplasmic reticulum membrane; mannosyltransferase complex
Molecular function (GO): alpha-1,6-mannosyltransferase activity; GPI mannosyltransferase activity
Source: RefSeq, a predicted model, not a curated record